GGGAGGCGGUCAACCCAAUCCUUCUGAUCCGGACGGAUGAGCGUACGAAACAUCAUUUGAGCGGUUUGAUGUGCCCGCUCUGUUUGCCCGUCCGUUUGUGGAUGCCGAGAUGCACUUGGUUUCAUCUUGGUGUCGGAUUCCUGCAUGAGAGAAGUCCAGAAUGCCAACAUGAAACGAGUGUCGCGGUCGCUGACGAUGUCUUCCGGAACGCCGUGGCUGCAAAUCCAGCCGGUGUGCAAGAGGUGCGCAAGUUCGGGAGCCGUGGCAUAGUACUUGCAAGGGAGAAAUCACGCGUAUUUACUCAAUCGGUCAACGACCAUGAGGAUGCCGUCGUGCCCGAGGCGGUCGCGGGGAAACAAACCGGUGACGUCCAUAGCAAUGGAGAGGCCGGGUUCGUGUGGAAUAGGCAUCAGACGCAACUCGCCGUAGGGAUUGCGGUUGCGGGGCUUGCUUCGUUGGCAAACUUCGCAAGAGUCGCAAUAUCGAGUGACAUCGGUAAUGAGGUCGGGCCACCGGAAUCGUUGCCGAAGUCAUGCAAUAGUGCGAUUUACUCCGAAAUGGCCGGCGAGUCGCGAGUCAUGGUACUCACCGAGAAGAUGAGUCCGAAGACACUAUCGCUCCAAAACGGUGCACAGGUGUUCCACAUGCUCGUCCAAACUCCGGAUGUACACCAAGAUGUCGUCGAGGUAGAUGAGUACGAAUCUAUCCAGCAUGUGUCGGAACUCCGCUGUCAUGGCCGCUUGGAAUGUGGCUGGGGCAUUCGUAAAGCCAAAACGCAUAACCAACCAUUCGAAAUGCCCAUAUCGCGUCUUAAACGCCGUCUUGUAGCGGUCCUCCUGCCGGAUCUCGAGUUGGUGAUAUCCCGAUUUGAGGUCAAGAUUGGAGAAGAACUUGGCGCCGCCCAACCAUUCGAGGAGGUCGUCGAUGCGCGGGAGAGGGCCGACGUUCUUGACGGUUUGCGCGUUGAGCUUGCGAUAAUCGAUGCACAACCGCAAGUCCUUGUUCUUCUUCCGGACGAAGAGAACGGAAGCGCCGUAGGGCGAAGAGCUAGGCCAAAUCCAACCUUUCUCAAGAAGGUCGUUGAGUUGUGCCCGUAGCACAACUCUUUCUCGCUCAUGCGGUAGAUGCAACCACGCG
This is a messenger RNA of Chara braunii, 1137 nucleotides long. The record is from the annotation of a GenBank genome assembly. Lineage: Eukaryota; Viridiplantae; Streptophyta; Charophyceae; Charales; Characeae.